This is a messenger RNA of Aspergillus alliaceus, 1895 nucleotides long. RefSeq names its product 14-3-3 adaptor artA-like protein. The record is from RefSeq and is a predicted model, not a curated record. NCBI's taxonomy places the organism in Eukaryota, Fungi, Ascomycota, Eurotiomycetes, Eurotiales, Aspergillaceae. The coding region runs from base 465 to 1295 and encodes 276 amino acids. Gene Ontology annotation, biological process: signal transduction. Gene Ontology annotation, cellular component: cytoplasm. The transcript is spliced from 9 exons.
CUGGUAUAUAUAGUCAGAGUGAGCUUCAUUCUAGGCAGUGGUUACCGCACACAUCCUUCAUGAUGUUCAUUGUCUGGACACCUUUGAUAAUGCGGGAGUGCCUUGGAUCAUAUGGAUCUGUCAGGGUCAUGUGUAAAGGGUUGUGUUGAGUGCCAGUGGUGCCUCAGGCAGACUGUCACUGUUGGCUUUCUUGCCUUAGGCGCGGCUGGGGCAUCCUGUCCAAACAUCACAAACAAUAGGCGGCGCCCGCCUCUCGCUAAAGCUGGGAGGCCGUCACCUCACCGGUUCAUCAUCUGUUGCUGUGAGGAUCGCAUCUGCUAAACCUCUAGUGAAUUCCACGUCCCCAUUCCAUCGGUGUUGUCGUCCUGUCUUCUCUUCCCCACAUCUCUUUUCUUUUCUUAUAAACCCCUUCCAAACACCGUACUCUUUCUUGUAAUCUCCCUAUCUGUACCCUAUCUUCCAGCAUGACUUCUGAGCGUGAGAGCAAGACAUUCCUCGCCCGCCUCUGCGAGCAGGCUGAGCGCUACGAUGAGAUGGUCACGUAUAUGAAGGAAGUCGCCAACAUUGGAGGUGAACUUACCGUCGAUGAGCGUAACCUUCUGUCCGUCGCCUACAAGAACGUGGUCGGUACCCGCCGUGCUUCCUGGCGUAUCAUCUCCUCUAUCGAGCAAAAGGAGGAGUCCAAGGGUUCUGAGCAGCACGUUUCCAUCAUCCGUGAUUAUCGCCAGAAGAUUGAAACCGAACUGGAGAAGGUCUGCCAGGAUGUCCUCGACGUUCUGGACCAGUCCCUCAUUCCCAAGGCCGAGACCGGCGAGUCCAAGGUUUUCUACUACAAGAUGAAGGGCGACUACCACCGUUAUCUUGCUGAAUUUGCGUCUGGUAACAAGCGCAAGGUCGCUGCUACUGCGGCCCACGAGGCCUACAAGAACGCCACCGACGUUGCUCAGACUGACCUCACUCCCACUCACCCCAUCCGCUUGGGUCUUGCCUUGAACUUCUCCGUUUUCUACUACGAGAUUCUGAACUCGCCUGAUCGUGCCUGUCACCUUGCCAAGCAAGCUUUCGAUGAUGCCAUCGCCGAGCUCGACUCACUCUCGGAGGAAAGCUACCGCGACAGCACCCUCAUCAUGCAGCUGCUCCGUGAUAACCUUACUCUCUGGACCUCUUCUGAUGGUCAGGAACCUGAGGGUGCUGCUUCUAAGGAAGACAAACCUGAAGAGGAGUCCGCCCCCGCCCCCGCCCCCGUUCCUGAGGACAAGGGUGAGGAAUCCAAGCCUGCUGCCCCCGAGUCUUAAAGUGACAAGUUGGACGUUUUCUUUUGUAUCAAAAAACAGCGUUGUGCGCUCGGCGCCUAUUUGGAGAGCGGUUCGGAUUCUCCCUGGAAGUGUUUACGAUGGUCUGUCUUAGCUGCGUGACUGGUUUGGACCAGCACGUAUCUUCUACUUGUUCGGGAUCGUGUGGGUCGGCCGGCGGAGUUUGAUAUUUGGAGAGCGAAGAAAAGGGGCUGAGCGGAAUUUAUCUCUCUUUUACUUUUUCUAUUCCCACCCCAGAGCAAGAUACAAUGUGUUAUUCACCCUUUUUUUUUCUUUGCUUGCGUUCUCUUUCUAUUGUUUGCUCGUACAUCAUCCCAUAAGCCCCGCGAAUAUUUGAAAUCAAACUUAGUAGUUGUUCUAUUCGAAAGGCGUGACCGUCAACGCUUGGGAAGGAUGAACAGACCCCGUCUCUUCGCUUCAAAGGUACCCUUUUUUAGAAAUAACUUUCUUGUGGUUUUCGGACUAUCUCUUGCAUACAUUAAUUAACGUAUCCAAACCGUAUUUCAUGUUGCCUUCAUUUGUCUCCUAUAUAAGCAUCUCAAGCUGGGAAUAAUUUGCGCCUGAUAAAUUGCUUGUUGGAAG